This is a messenger RNA of Capsicum annuum, 1772 nucleotides long. Its product is annotated as 7-deoxyloganetin glucosyltransferase. The record is from RefSeq and is a predicted model, not a curated record. Gene Ontology annotation, molecular function: UDP-glycosyltransferase activity. NCBI's taxonomy places the organism in Eukaryota, Viridiplantae, Streptophyta, Magnoliopsida, Solanales, Solanaceae. The transcript has 2 exons. Bases 164 to 1621 code for a protein of 485 amino acids.
AUUUUUCUGAUCUUGAACUUUCAAACCUUACACGUAUGAUCUCACUAUCUUCUCUAUAAACACAAGCACAUUCUUAUAACUGGCAAAUAUCAAAUCAAUUUGAGACUAACUUGCAAUUAUCAAAUCAAUUUGAGCCAAAUCAUAAGCUAAAAAUUUUAGAAACAUGUGUUCCAUUAGAAGUUGUCCUGAACUUGACAAGCCUCAUGCAGUUUGCAUACCACAUCCUACCCAAGGUCACAUUAAUCCAAUGUUAAAGUUGGCUAAAAUCCUCAAUCACAAAGGUUUUCACAUUACUUUUGUCAACACUGAAUAUAAUCAUAGGCGUCUUCUUAAGUCUCGCGGCCCUGAUUCCCUCAAAGGGUUGUCAUCUUUUCGAUUUGAGACCAUUCCUGAUGGCCUCCCACCAUGUGAUGCCGAUUCAACUCAAGAUAUUCCUUCUUUGUGUGAAUCCACCACCAAGACUUGUUUAGUUCCUUUCAAGGAAUUGCUCGUGAAGCUCAAUCACACUUCUUCAUCUAAUGUGCCACCUGUCUCGUGCAUUGUUUCUGAUGGUUGUAUGAGCUUCACUCUAGCUGCUACUCAAGAUCUGGACAUUCCUAAUGUUUUCUUUUGGACCCCAAGUGCUUGUGGUUUAUUAUGUUACAUGCACUACCGCAAUCUUUCUGAAAAAGGAUACUUUCCACUUAAAGAUGCAAGUGACAUGACAAAUGAUUAUUUAGAGACAACUUUGGAUUGGAUACCGGGCGUGAAAGGAAUACGUUUGAGGGAUUUUCCAACUUUCAUUAGAACUACAAAUCCAGAUGAUAUUGUAUUCAACUUCCUUAUCCAAGAAACAGAUAGAAGCAAAUCUGCUUCUGCUAUUGUAAUCAACUCAUUUGAUCCAUUAGAGAAGGAAGUUCUUGAAUCACUUCAAAAACUUCUUCCUCCGAUCUACACGAUUGGUCCCCUACAUUUUCUUGUAAAACAUAUCGAGGACAAGAAUUUGGAGUGUUUGGGGUCCAAUCUUUGGAAAGAAGAUCCAAAGUGUCUAGAAUGGCUUGAUUCCAAGAAACCAAAUUCUGUUGUUUAUGUCAAUUUUGGAUGUAUUACUGUCAUGACUCAGAACCAACUUAUAGAAUUUGCAUGGGGACUUGCCAAUAGUCAGAUGGAAUUUUUGUGGAUCAUAAGGCCUGAUAUUGUAUCAGGGAAACAAGCAAUUCUUCCAUCUGAAUUCGUGGAAAAAACUAAAGAAAGAGGGAGGUUGACAAGUUGGUGCCCGCAAGAACAAGUCCUUAGCCAUGCUGCUAUUGGAGGGUUCUUGACUCACAGCGGAUGGAAUUCAACCCUCGAAAGCAUCGGCAGUGGGGUCCCAAUGAUCUGUUGGCCAUUUUUCGCUGAACAACAGACUAAUUGUUGGUUUAAAUGCACCCAAUGGGGGAUUGGAAUGGAAAUCGACAAUAAUGUGAAAAGGAACGAAGUUGAAAGUCUUGUGAUAGAAUUAAUGGUUGGCGAGAAGGGCAAAGAGAUGAAGAAGAAGGCAUUGGAAUGGAAGAAAUUGGCUGAAGAAGCUGCUCAAAAAUCAAUAGGAUCAUCUUAUGUGAAUAUAGACAAAUUGAUCAGCGAAAUUCUCCUCAAACAUUAGGUCAUAGAUUUUUAUUUUUCCUGUGUUAAGAUCUUUUUAGAUUCUUUAAUUCUUGUUUUCCUUUCUUUUUUUAUUGGGGGACGAGGGGUUUGUAUAUUAUAAAUUAGUACCGUAAUACUUUCUUUAUUCAUUUUUACUUGUCUUUGUUUCA